AUGCUGCCCUGGAGACGUAACAAAUUCGUGCUGGUGGAGGACGAGGCCAAGUGCAAGGCGAAGAGCUUGAGUCCGGGGCUCACCUACACGUCGCUGCUCUCCAGCUUCCUGCGCUCCUGCCCGGACCUGCUGCCCGACUGGCCGCUGGAGCGCCUGGGCCGCGUGUUCCGCAGCCGGCGCCAGAAAGUGGAGCUCAACAAGGAGGACCCGACCUACACCGUGUGGUACCUGGGCAACGCCGUCACCCUGCACGCCAAGGGCGACGGCUGCACCGACGACGCCGUGGGCAAGAUCUGGGCGCGCUGCGGGCCGGGCGGGGGCACCAAGAUGAAGCUGACGCUGGGGCCGCACGGCAUCCGCAUGCAGCCGUGUGAGCGCAGCGCCUCGGGGGGCUCGGGGGGCUCGGGGGGCCGCAGGCCGGCGCACGCCUACCUGCUGCCGCGCAUCACCUACUGCACCGCGGACGGGCGCCACCCGCGCGUCUUCGCCUGGGUCUACCGCCACCAGGCGCGCCACAAGGCCGUGGUGCUGCGCUGCCACGCCGUGCUGCUGGCGCGGGCGCACAAGGCGCGCGCCCUCGCCCGCCUGCUCCGCCAGACCGCGCUGGCGGCCUUCAGCGACUUCAAGCGCCUGCAGCGCCAGAGCGACGCGCGCCACGUGCGCCAGCAGCACCUCCGUGCCGGGGGCGCCGCCGCCUCAGUGCCCCGCGCCCCGCUGCGCCGGCUGCUCAACGCCAAGUGCGCGUACCGGCCACCGGCCUCCGAACGCGGCCGUGGGGCGCCGCGCCUCAGCAGCAUCCAGGAGGAGGACGAGGAGGAGGACGAGGACGUGGAGGAGCGCGAGGAAGCAGCCCCCCAGCUCGAGCGGCCCGAGGUGCUCAGCCUGGCCCGGGAGCUGAGGACGUGCAGCCUGCGGGGCGCCCCGGCGCCCCCGCCGCCCGCGCAGCCCCGCCGCUGGAAGGCCGGCCCCAGGGAGCGGGCGGGCCAGGCGCGCUGAGAGCCGAGGGGCAGGACUCGCGGCCCCAGACCCCGCCGGCCUGAUUUACAGCCUCUAACCCGGGCCCUGCCCUCUUCUGCUCUCCCCCCCCCCCCCCCCGUCCUUGCCUCCCUUGUGGUCUCCGUUGUUGCCCGCCUCGCGCCUCAUCCUGGCUCAGGGUGACGCCUGAUAUGCCCUUGAUUAUUGGGGGACGAGUAGUCGGGGAGCAGCAGUAUUCGGCAUUCACCUCUCCCCCAUCCGGAGUUUCUGGGCUCCCUCCGUUGCGGAAUUGCCCCCUACACGUUACACCAAGCCUGUCUGCCCAUAGACUAUCCCCUCCCUCCCAAAGCAAUCUCUCAAGAGAAGGAGGGAGAAGUUUCCAGAAAUCCAGGAGGGUAACCUUGGGCCUUGGCCAGGUGGCGGCAGUGGCUCUCUGCCCUUGACCAGUCUAGCCUUCCUCCCUGGGAUGAGACCAACCCUGGGGAGGCAUUCUUGUAGGGGAAGAAUAGUGGAGACUGGAGGCCAGGCACAAGGUGGGAAUUGAGUCUGCAGCCACCAUAUACCCAAGGAAGUAUUCUCAGGCCCUGUGUCUGGCCUCUCUACCCCUUGGAGGACUUCUGGGACUUCACUGCUCUGCUCUGGAGAGGACUAGGAUGGUCCUACCCACCCAAACAACAGGUUAGGCCAGGUUAACAGCUCUCUGCACCAAGCAACUGCCCAAGUCUGUGCCCUGGCACCGGGUACACCCACAGGACUCCUCACCCACCCCAUCUCUGCAGACAGAUGUGUAUGGUUUCCCACUAGGUGCCCCACAACCAGCACCAAGAUGGGGCCUCCUAAGGAGGUAAGAGAACCAACCCAUGGCAGGCACUUGAGGACACUGACUACCCAGAAAGUGGACCCAGGAAGGGUGCCCCCAAGUCAAGGCUUGUCAGAGCAGAAGGGUCCUUACAGCAGCUAGAUUCUCAUAGCAGGAAGGAGGGUGUGGUAACCCAGCAGAGGGACUGGGUCCCUGCCCAAGUCUCUCUCCACAA
Messenger RNA from Equus quagga, 2009 nucleotides. RefSeq names its product family with sequence similarity 43 member B (gene FAM43B). The transcript has a single exon. NCBI's taxonomy places the organism in Eukaryota, Metazoa, Chordata, Mammalia, Perissodactyla, Equidae. The record is from RefSeq and is a predicted model, not a curated record. The coding region runs from base 1 to 996 and encodes 331 amino acids.